This is a messenger RNA of Zygotorulaspora mrakii, 1788 nucleotides long. RefSeq names its product Zn(II)2Cys6 transcription factor. Gene Ontology annotation, molecular function: DNA-binding transcription factor activity, RNA polymerase II-specific; zinc ion binding; transcription cis-regulatory region binding. Gene Ontology annotation, cellular component: nucleus. Bases 1 to 1788 code for a protein of 595 amino acids. NCBI's taxonomy places the organism in Eukaryota, Fungi, Ascomycota, Saccharomycetes, Saccharomycetales, Saccharomycetaceae. The transcript has a single exon. The record is from RefSeq and is a predicted model, not a curated record. Gene Ontology annotation, biological process: positive regulation of transcription by RNA polymerase II.
AUGAGAAGCUUAAGAAAGCCUAGAGGGAGAUACAGCCAUACUGGCUGCUUAGAAUGUAAAAGAAGUGGCAUCAAAUGCGAUGAAACAUCCGGCGGAUGCCUCGUUUGUAGAAGGAAACGGAUGGAAUGCGUAUAUGAACACAAGAUAUUUGUCUAUCAGCCAAAGGAGGCUACGGCAAAAAAAAAGAGACAGUUUAAAAAGGUGAAACUAAAAGUUCAUGACCAGAAGAAUAUUGCAAGAGAAAAAAUGGUUUAUAACAGCAUUGCUGACUCGGUUUGUUCCUUUGAAGUCAUUGACGAAUGCAUAGAUAGCUUUAAAGAAAAUUUUGAUGGGGGUAAGCAAUCGGCAAAGUCCGAAAAAAUAGAACAUGUGGCCCUCGAGACGUCAGAUAAUAUUGAAAAGGUGAAUAAUGGGUGCAAAAACCUUGAUGACAUCAGCAAAGAGACUGCCCUUCUCGUUCCUCAAUAUGUUCAGUAUUGGAGACCUUAUAAUAACCAGAGGUACGAAGAGCUAUCGAAUAAAUUUGAUCCUGCAGGUGUUGAGAUAAAAAAUGUUCACUAUCAUGAAUACGAUCCUGAGGUCCAGGAGUUUAUUUUUUAUGCAUUCAUUCAUUCGAAGGCAGUGUAUAACUAUGUCCUGGGCCCGAUUGACGAAACAAACUGUAUCGCCAAAUGGUUCAUUUAUUUUGGCAGAAAAUACGCCAUCAUGGGAUUCGUCUUGAAUUUCAUUACGUGCAAUCUUUUGAAUAUAAGGUGCUCAGAUGGCCGUUGGUCUUGCAUUUUGAGAAGAAAUAUGGUGGCCUCACUCGCGAAUUUGUCUGCCAGGAUCAAUGCGUGCGAUUCUUUCACUGAGAUGGCCUGUUAUUUGUUUUCUAUUAUGUUUCUAUUUUCCGAACAGACUGCUAGCAGAGUAGAUAUUUGGAGACUUCAUUUAAAAGGGGCCUUUACAAUCUUGGAACAGUGUGGGACCUUUUAUAACAGAAUUGCGCGAGAUAUAGAUUUGCUUGAUCCUGAAAUGAAAUUAGCGCUACAAAUGUUUUCGUUUUCAAAAAACUGGUUUGUAUGUUCUGAAACUAUUGCCUGCUUGUCCGCACCGAAUGGUGGAGUAAUCGAAGACAUCGCUAGAUUGAGAUAUCAUCUCAGCUAUAAUACUCAAUACCCUGAUGAUGGUGUGCUGUUAGGUGGAUUCAAUCUUAUGAGGGGUUAUUCUCAACGACUUGUCCCAACACUCAUUGAAAUCAUUACGUUCAUAACAGCUUUCAGGAAAUCAGAAGGAAUAUGCUUGAGUGGAACGGAGGGAAUAUUGGAGAAUUUACAACCCACAGAAGAACAAAUAAACAUGGGUGAAAAAUUAUUGGACAGCGUAAGACAGAUUCAAGGCGAAGAGUUAAAUUUAUUGUCAGAGAAGAAUUAUGUUAACAGAGCCUACAUCAGAGCCUGUCACAUCUGCUUUUGCUCUGCGCUAAGAAUUUACAUCUUAUCGGUUUUCUUAGGAGAUUUCAUAUAUGGUAGCGAUGUUCAGCACUGUGUUCAAACGAUCGAAGAGCAAUUAGUCACCAUUAAAGAUAUCCAUAUUUAUGGGUUAUGUAUACACUGGCCGUUAUUUAUCGCUUCGCUAUGCGCGCCUCCUGGUGAACAGAGAAAAAGGUUCAUCGAAGCUUUGAAGUCUAUUUCCAAUAGUGGUAUUUUUGUCGCGAGAAAUACCGUUGAGCGUGUGGAAAGGUUUUGGAGGGUCAUAGAUAGUGGUGGCUUAAUUGAAGAAAAAGACUAUGACUGUACUGUUGCAUAG